Molecule: messenger RNA, 4983 nt
Organism: Drosophila subobscura
Lineage: Eukaryota; Metazoa; Arthropoda; Insecta; Diptera; Drosophilidae
Gene: Fak
Product: focal adhesion kinase 1
Exons: 17
Coding region: 183-4760 (1525 amino acids)
Biological process (GO): protein phosphorylation; signal complex assembly
Cellular component (GO): focal adhesion; cytoskeleton
Molecular function (GO): ATP binding; protein tyrosine kinase activity
Source: RefSeq, a predicted model, not a curated record
UUUAAAGUUAUUAAUUACAAUUGAUUCACUGAAUUAGACCAUUGCUUCUGUGUAAAAGUUGGACUACCAUUCAGUUUUGUCGAAAGGUUCUUGAAUAUCCAUAUCAACCCCUCACAUCUGGCGCAGACUUAUGUAUGUUGAAGAGUUUCUUGAAAUCGCCCACUGUGUGGUAACUGUGGAACAUGAACACUGCGGAAGCCAGCGUCAACCAAAGCCAUCAUGCGACGCCGCCCACCAGCAAUGAGCCCUUCUGCGAGGACUACGUUCUUCAUGUGAAUAUGCCAAACAAAAGUUUCAAGGCAGUUCGCUUCCACGAAACUGAAACCGUGUGCAAUGUCAUCAAGAAGACGGUGGAGGACCUCAGCAGGGAUGUGCGGGCGCCGAGUAUUCAGCGGUACGCAUGCCGCAUGCUCAAUAUGAUCACAAAAGAGGAGCUGUGGCUGGCCAGGACAACGCCCAUGCGCAAGGUGCUCACACACAUCUUGUCGCCGGGCUGCUCAAACGUGGACUGUCCCAACAAUGAUGCUGCCAAAGCGGAGCUCGGCGAGGGCAAGCUGCAGUAUCAGGAUCAUGGCAGAAGAGUCAUUACCAACAGAGUGUGGCGCGUGGAGCUGAGAGUGCGCUAUGUGCCAAACAGUAUUCAAGAUCUAUUCGAUGAGGAUAAAGCCACAUGCUUUUAUUACUUUGAUCAGGUGAAGGAAGACUUCAUUCAGGCCAAUCUAACGGUGGACACUGAGCUGGCGGUGCAGCUGUGUUGCCUGGGCAUUCGUCACUUCUUUAAGAACAUAACCGUCAAAGCACCGGACAAGAAGCAGCACAUUGAUUACAUUGAAAAGGAAAUCGGAUUUAAGAGUUUUCUUCCACAAUCUGUGAUAGUCACAACCAAGCCAAAGAAUCUUAAGAAAAUGAUACAAGUCGGUUACAAAAAGGUCUAUAAUUAUAACGACAUUGAGUACUUGACGAGGUUCUUCGAUCUUUUGAAGAAUAUUUAUUUAACGAAUUAUGAGCACUUUGCGGUUACCCUCAGCUCGGCAUGGAAUAUAUCAGGAAUUCUACACGUUGGUCCGCACAUUGGAAUCUCUUAUCAGACUCAUCCGCAAGCGAGCCUGACGAACGUUGCCCAGUUCAAGGAUGUCGUUGCCAUCAAAACCUGCACUCUACCAAAGGAAAAGCUGCCCAAGCCCAUGGAUAAUACCACAGAAAAUGAGUCAAAUAACUUAAAUUGCAAUUGCCAGAAGAUCAAAACUCAAAUUAAAAUCUCUGCGUCCAACAAUGUCGAAGAUCUGGUUAUAACCUGCAAUGGAAUUAAUACUGCCGAGAGUAUUGCCGACCUUAUCGACGGCUAUUGCAGGCUGCUAUCAAAAGACCUAGACUUUACGAUUUGGCAACGAGAGACGACGAGCGCAUCGACCGAAGACAGCGCAGCGACGAAGGUCAAUGAUCUCCCGAUGGAGCAAGCCCAAGCCGCCGCUUCGAGUCCGAGAAAACCAAUGCUGACGGAUGAUUAUGCGGAAAUUGGUUUAUUGGAGGGCGAGGGCGAUUACUCAACGCCCACAGUUCGAAACUACGAGCUGGACAGGUCUCACAUCACUCCAAGUGCCAAGAUUGGAGUGGGACAAUUUGGAGAUGUUUACGUUGGCACCUACACGCUCCCCAAGUCAGCCAAGGCUAAGCAUUCGGAUGCAAAUGGGAAAGAUAAUGGUGCCGAUCCGAAAUCGAGCAAUGGCCGACCAGACGUGAUUCAAGUUGCGAUCAAAACCUGCAAAGCAAACGAAGAUCCCGAAAAGACAGAGAACUUCCUGGCCGAAGCUUAUAUCAUGCAAAAAUUCGACCAUCCACACAUUAUACGUUUGAUUGGAAUAUGCAGCGUAAUGCCCAUCUGGAUAGUCAUGGAACUGGCGAAGCUGGGCGAGUUGCGCGCCUACCUAAAGGCAAACAGCGACAGAUUAACUCAUGGAACCCUGCUUAAAUACUGCUACCAACUGUCGACGGCCCUCAGCUACUUGGAGUCGAAAAAGUUCGUACACCGAGAUAUAGCGGCACGCAAUGUACUCGUUAGCUCUCCCACGUGUGUUAAGCUGGCUGAUUUUGGUCUCUCCCGUUGGGUAUCCGAUCAGUCGUAUUAUCACUCCACACCCACUGUGGCUCUGCCUAUCAAAUGGAUGUCGCCCGAAUCGAUCAACUUUCGUAGAUUUACAACAGCCAGCGAUGUGUGGAUGUUUGGUGUUUGCAUCUGGGAGAUACUCAUGCUGGGCGUCAAGCCGUUUCAGGGCGUCAAGAACAGUGACGUAAUUUCGAAGCUGGAAAACGGCGAGCGGCUACCACUGCCACCAAACUGCCCGCCACGACUGUACUCGCUCAUGUCUCAGUGCUGGGCAUACGAACCAUUGAAAAGACCGAAUUUUAAGCGCAUUAAGGAAACAUUGAAUGAAAUUUUGAUGGAGGAUAGCAUCAGCGCAUCCGAGACACUGAAACGUGAGCAUCGACGGCUGGUGACCAAGUCCUGGGUGGGCAGUGAGGAGUCUGACAUUCCGCCAUUGAAGCCAUCAAGAGCAAUGCAUGACUCUGAUAUUCCAAGCAUGAUGUCCAAAGUGGAUGAGACAACUGGCAUACCUCAAACGUAUAUCAUUGCACAGAAUCCUGCGGUGCUGGCCCGACUGAUGAUGGAGAACCAAAAGCGAGGAAUCAAUCCGGCAGCUUACACCACGCCCGCUUCGGUAUUUAAUACUCUAGCUGUAGGAAUUGAUGACAGCAAAUCGAAUGUUUCGCUUAAGACAACCAAGCUGCCAGCAGCCGAUAUGCUGAAGCUUGAUCCCAUCGCCGAAUCUGAAAAGAACAAACUGCAAUAUGCCACUAACCCGAACCCCAACUCAAACCCCAAUCCCAAUCCCCUAACAGCUGCAGCUAACACCCUUGACCCAUCCCUUGCUUAUGCUAGGCCAGCGCCAAAGGGAAUGUUUUCCGGAAGUUUGCCCUCAAAGAGUAGCUUCGUUGUUUGUCCACCGCACAUGGAAGAGCAGAUGCAAAUGCAAAUGCAAAUGGAUCUGUCCAAUCCGGCAAUAUCGAAAAUCGCUGGCUACAGCCUGUACGGCAGUCUGGAGCGACAUCAACCGGUGCCGGCCGGCAGCAAGGGUGUCCAUUCGAAAGGCGGCAGCUUAGAGCGUCACAAGUCAUUGAUGUCGGCCCAGAAUUUGGUGUUCUACAACACAAAGCCGCCGUCGCCACACUGCAGCAACACGUCCGAGCGUUCGAGGAGCAUGGAGCGAAACACGUACUUUCACGCCUAUCGCCAGCAAAUGAAAAACUCCAUUGAAUGCGACUCGCUGCCCGAGGAAAUCUACGACUUUGGAGGUGCCGGACUCAAGACCUGUGUGUCUGCGCGUCAGAAUUCGAACUUUAGCCCAGCGAUGAACGUGUGCCCCGUGGAGCACGGCCAAGCAGCAACUCUAGAUGCCAGCCAGCACAUGGUGAUGGAGCCACAGAUGAUCAGUGACUCGUAUGGCCUUGUCUGUCAUGGUGGCUUAGUGCAAGGCGAAUGGGAUCGGCAAUGGAUGCUUGCUAGCCCUCAAAAUGUAACACACGAUGGCAGCUUGGACGGAGCUGCCUGCAUGGCAACUUUGCACGCUGACGCUGCGGGAAAUCAGACCUUUCAAAACGUGUUGGGCGAGAAGCUGCGGCAGCAGCGCAAAGACAGCAACAGCGAUGGUGAAUGGUUGUACCAGGAGGAGUUGCUGCGACGUAGGUCCAGUUCGAUUCCGCAUGGUGCCAGCAACGAGCAGCAGCCACACAUGUUUAAGCUAGACCUAAUGUCAGCCGGACCAUCCAGCCUGCCCGAUUGCUCCAAUGCGAACUCCCGACCCAUGACACCAAACACCAAUCAGCUGUCGCUAAAGUCAAACAACUCCUCCGCGGAUCACUUGUCCUCGCUGGCAGCUGGCGAGGAGCUGCAGUCCGGCUCUAACUCCAGAAGCUUUGGCACUUCGCCCUCCAGUCGGCCAGUCAAUCGUGCCAAUGAUGAAGUUUACUGCGCCACAACAUUGGUGGUCAAGUCCAUAAUGGUGCUGUCGCAGGGCGUUGAAAAGGCAAACACGGAGGGCUACUUGGAUUUGGUUAAGAAUGUGGGCGUUGAGCUAAGAAACUUGCUCACAUCGGUGGACAAAAUAUCUGUGCUGUUUCCAGCGCAGGCUCUCAAGGAAGUGCAAAUGGCACACAAAGUUCUAUCCAAAGACAUGCACGAGCUCGUUUCAGCGAUGAGAUUAGCGCAGCAAUACAGCGACACAACGCUAGACAGUGAAUAUCGCAAGAGCAUGCUAUCUGCCGCCCACAUCUUGGCCAUGGAUGCCAAGAACCUCUUUGAUGUCGUUGAUUCGAUACGGCAGCGUUAUCAGCACAUAUUCCCGCCAGUCACACCAAAAGAAGCGACUAAUGUGCCCUGCUUUGAGGCCACAGAGCCCACAAACGAACUGAGCAGUGGCUACAUCAAGUCCAGCACAUCUGGGGAGCUGCUCCAAAGCACAGACAGCGCUGCAGGCAACUGCACGGGGAUAUACGAUAAUGAUUUACAUUUAAGCUUGAACACACAGUUGCAGCUACAAAACAGCAAUGAUCGCAGUGCUGUGGGCAGCUUGCAGAGGGGAAUUAGCCUGGGCUUGGACACGACAAGGGCUUCAAACGAACCUCUACGCAUUGUAGAGGACGCUCUGAGUAGCCCCACCGAGCACAUGUACUGCAACACGUCCGCUGUCCAUGGCCAUGCGUAGAUCCAAGUGCAUCCAUAAUCCGCAUGACUGCAUGAAACUGAUGUACAUAUACUAUAAAUCAAAAUAUGUAUACAUAAACUAACAUAAACAUAACUCUUCUGCGAACUAUUCGAGUAUUUUGCUUAUAGUUAUUACUCUCACACAGUACUCCACCCUCAAGAUUGACGAGACCCCACUCGGCCGGCCGCAUUCUCUCCUCGUCAUGUAGUCAAAAUAAUUUAAG